Molecule: messenger RNA, 4622 nt
Organism: Acanthochromis polyacanthus (spiny chromis)
Lineage: Eukaryota; Metazoa; Chordata; Actinopteri; Pomacentridae
Exons: 9
Coding region: 28-1626 (532 amino acids)
Source: RefSeq, a predicted model, not a curated record
UUAUGCCAUUCUUGUCUUUGAAGCGACAUGCUGGUCCCUGUAGAAUAUAAAGGAGUCAGCAAAUGGGUCAGGGUACCACAGGCAGAGGACGAGUACAAUUACUCCCAGUUUUUGCAAGCAGUGCUGGCAAAAUUCAAUUUGCCAGGUUCUGCUUCCUUGAGCCUGAAGGAUUCCUCAAACGUUGAAGUGGAUUCGGACAUAUUUGAUGAACUCUUGAAAUCAUCUGGGGUGUCUUUCAAGGCCGAAGACUGUGAUGGUAGCACUGCUGAGGAGGAGUUCUCCGAGGGCUCGUCUGUAUCAGACUGGUCACCAUCACCUGCAUCCCAAGGGUCAUCAUCAGGUUCUGACUCAACGCUGAUACUGGAUUCUACCAAAGCUCGGAAAAGACAGCUGAUUGAAGGACCACUGGAUAGCAACGUUGCAAGAGAUAAUGUCAGAGUCGCUCUGUAUUCAAAGCCUGGUGGAAACGAAAUAUUCAAAGAGUACGAGAAAACAAGCACCAUCAGUGAUGUUACAAGAAGAAAGAUGGUAAACAUUCUCGUGGCAGAUAUGGUGGAGAGCCAUGGGAGGGUUCCUCCAAUGAAUGUGCGGAUCCUCUACGCACUAGGGAUUAUAACACUGUUCCCUAAAUUGAAGGACCCAGAUUCCAAGAAUGGCUAUGAACAUUUCUAUGAUCACCAGAGUGGUUCUGGCUACCUAGCAUGGAGGCUGAAAACUGUUCAGCGGAACUCUGCUCAGGACAGCAAGAAAUCCAGGACCACUUUCCAAGAGGGCCCCAAGAGUCCACGCAGUAUCCGUUCAGAUGAGAAGCAGUUGACUGGUGAUGAAUGCAGGGAAGCCAUAUCGGCGAUGAAACACUCAAGUGAUACGACCCUUGUCAAAAAUAAGAUGAAGGCAACAUUCCAGCACAGGCAAAAGGUGGUUCAAGACCUGGUUACUGCCUCUACUGUCCUGGAUCUCUUUCCUAGAUUCUUGGAUACACCUGGCUUGAUCGACCAAGACUUCACAAUGAUCUUCGGUGAGGAGGUGUCUGGUAAAUUCCUUUCCAAGUGGCCAACAUUUUUCAAACCGAGGGUCAUCGCAGAUUGCUGCAAGAAUCUAACUCCGAGUCCGCGUGUGGAUGAGCUACUUGUGUCUGCACAACAGGAGUCUGAUGAUGGUGUGUGGCAUUCUGAAGAGUGGGACUCUGAGACGGCCGCCAUCCUUCUGCUCCUUCACCUCUUGCCUCCAACAGUUAAAGGCAAGAAGACCAGCAAGAUGAGUGCAUCGGAUGCUGCUGGACGCCUGAUCAAGUUCAUGAAGGUGGGGUCAAGCAUGGAGACCUUCCUUAAGGAAACUGGCCCCAAACAGCCCUUUCUUCUCGGUGUUGGGGAAAGACGCAAAAGCAUCCAGGAUUUCUACAUCAUCCUGGACCAGAAGGCCAUUCCCUGCAGGAUGCAGACCCCAGUUGCUGCCUUUGAUGAGCUCUUCAAGGCACAUUAUGUUUUUGCUGUGUCGUAUGAUGAUGCGCUGUCCAGCUUCUUCAUCUUCAUCCAGACCACCGUGUAUGGCAUCGACGUCGGCAAAGUGAAAGAGAGUCCUCGGGUAAAAGAAAUCAGAGCGAGGCUUCUUCACUGUGAAGUCUGAAGACUGAUUUUGACCACAAAUGUACACAUGUUACAUUUGCAAGGUACACCACACCAAUUGUUCAAUGUUAUUUAGACAUUUGAAGUUUGAACAUGGAUUGUAUCCCGGAAGGUCUAUGCGCUUGAACUGUGGAGAGCCUGGUUGUUCAUUUGUUUUUUGUACAUAUUCUGGUUACCAACGUCACCUAUCUAGAGCACAUAAGGACUGUCUUGAUCCAAAUCCUGUUAGCAGCAGUUUUGAAUUUGAGCCUGUUGCUGGGCCUUCCACACCAGUGAAUGUGGAUCCUCCUGUGAGGGUCACUGCACAUGUUCCAAUUGAAAAGAAGAAUAUACUGGACUUGUGCAGCUCUGUUAUUGCUCAGGUUCAAGCCUCAGGUGUUCCAGACAGUACUGUGCAGUGUCUAGUCGGCUCGAUGGAGGAACUGGUUAAUGACAUUCAGGCUCACGCAAAGGAAGCAGUUGUUAAUUGUUUGUCUUCUGAUGCAUCUAAAGAAACUUUGGAGAGAGUUGAGGGUUGCUUUGAUCAGCUCGAAAACCCAUUUUCAUGUCUUAACACAGAAUCUAAAAGGAAGAGGCAUUUUGAAGAGAAAUGGAAUAUAGUAGAACCUGUAGAACAUGUUCUGGGUGUCCGUUUUGAUGUAAGAAGAGACAGAAAAACAGGCACGUAUAGGCAAGUUCCAGUCAAUGAUAAGUUUAUGUAUGUACCUAUCCGGGGGUCUCUCUCAUCUAUGUUUAGUAACAGUGAACUCUGUAACAGCUUCCAAGAAGUAAAACUACACCAGGAGGGAUUUUACAGAGAUAUAAGUGAUGGGUCCUACUUUAAAAAUCAUAGUUUAUUUUCUCAGCAAGAACUUGCUCUUCAGAUCCAGCUCUACUAUGAUGACUUUGAAACUGCCAAUCCAUUGGGCUCAAAAAAGGGAGUACACAAACUUGGAUGUGUUUAUUUUAUUUUGAGAAAUUUAUCACCAAAACUCAAUUCUGUGUUAAUGAAUAUCCAUCUUGUCGCUCUCUUUCAUUCAGAGGAUCUUAAGACAUAUGUGUUUGAGCCAAUUCUGAAGCCACUUAUUGACGAUCUUAAGAUUUUGGAGACUGAAGGAAUACAGUUGCCCUUUUCAGCUACACCUGUGAAGGGUUCAAUCAUUCAGGUUACAGGAGACAAUUUAGCUCUCCAUGCACUUUUAGGUUUUGUUGAAUCAUUCAGUGCAACGUACUGUUGUAGAUUAUGUUUAACUGAUAAAAGUGAUUAUCAGUCAGUUUUCAGUGAAGAUCACCCAGGUUUAAUUCUACGUUCAAAAGACCUUCAUGUUGAACACGUUCGUGCCAUCCAAGAAAAUCCUGCUUUGAAAUCAACAUUUGGUGUCAAACGAGACUGUCCACUAAAUUCCCUCCAGUUUUUCCAUUCAGCAAACAAUUACGCUGUAGACAUAAUGCAUGACCUGCUAGAAGGAGUGGUGCAAUAUGAGUUAAAGCUUGUUUUUCAGUAUUUGAUCAAGAAUUCAAUAUCCCUGAGUUCAUUGUCUGAAAGAAUUGCUAGCUUUAACUAUGGAUACACACAGAGAAAGAACAGGCCAGGUGGGCUUAAGCUGGAUGACAACAGCAAAGAUCUCGGACUUAAUGCUAUCCAGUCUUGGUGCCUCCUACGCAAUGCCCCGCUGUUAUUUGGAGAUUUAGUUAACAGAGAGGAUACCUGUUGGCAGUUGUUACUCCUUUUAAUUCAAAUUGUAAACAUUGUGUUUUCACCAACUAUAACUCAUGGUAUGACUUGUUAUUUGAAACAUUUAAUUUUUGAUCAUCACAAGCUUUUUAAAUCCAUCUUCCCAGAGCACAAUUUGAUUCCAAAACAUCACCAUAUGAUCCACUACCCAAGCUGUAUUAGAAGAAUUGGACCACUCAUACACAUUUGGUGCAUGCGAUUUGAAGGAAAACAUAAUUUCUUCAAGAAAUGUGUUAAAAACUUCAAAAAUAUUGCUAAGACUCUGGCUAAGAAACAUCAGUCUCAGUUAGCAUUUCAUUUUGAGAACUUUUGUUUCCAAAGAUUACAGUUUGGUCCGAUUUCUGAAGUCCUGGUCAGCAGUAUAGAGGGUGGAGAGGUGCUGAAUGAAGCUUUUGAUGUGUCGUCAGUUUCUACCACUUCCUGGGUCAACAACUAUGGCACAGAGUAUCAGGUUGGGAUGUAUGUGGUUACUGGAGUUGAAAAUGAGAUGCCUUUGUUCAACAGGAUUGACAAUAUAAUUGUUAAAGACAACAAUGCCUAUCUUUUGAUUUGUAAAGUCUCGAAUAUUUUUUUUGAUGUUCAUUUAAAUGCAUUUGGUAUUGAGGAGAAAAAUGAGGUUUUCACAGUGAUCUGUGUAAAUGACCUGGUAUAUUACAGACCUUGUGAUAGGCAGUUUUCAUAUGACACCGAUGACCAAGUGUACCUUGUUCCAUACUGUAACUAUAUGUGAAUCCAUGCAGACUGUUAAUUGUUACUGUGGUGUGGUGGCCAUUUAAUAAGACUAUUUUUGUAAAGAAGUUUUUGUCUUGUUUAUUUUUUGUGAUAGGUUUGGCAGGUGGUUGUGGUGGUUAUGGGUGGGUGGGUUUAUUGGUAGUCAAAUUUUACACCCAUUGGUCUGAAUCCAUUGGUAGUCAGUGUAGCAUUUUCAACCACAGUCACUGUAACAUUUUCUUGAAAUUACACUAGUAUAGAGUACUAUUGACACUACACACAUAUUGGCUAGUGUUAAUUUUGAACUCCUUACAGUGUUGAAAUAACUAUAGCUAAGAGUGGAAACAUUAACACUGACACUACACAUGUGUUAGCCAGUGUUAAUUUUGAACUCCCUACAGUGUUGGAAUUACUAGAGCUAAGUGUAAAAAAACACACUGACACUAGUGUAGAGUACUACUGACACUUCACAAGUGUUGGCCAGUGUUAAUUUUGAACUCCCUACAGUGUUGAAAUAACUAUAGCUGAGUGUAAAAACAUUAACACUAGUGUAAAUGUUAAAUUAACACUGA